This is a messenger RNA of Felis catus (domestic cat), 6929 nucleotides long. It is a transcript of the gene MYH14, whose product is annotated as myosin heavy chain 14. NCBI's taxonomy places the organism in Eukaryota, Metazoa, Chordata, Mammalia, Carnivora, Felidae. The record is from RefSeq and is a predicted model, not a curated record. Gene Ontology annotation, molecular function: ATP binding; cytoskeletal motor activity; actin filament binding. Gene Ontology annotation, cellular component: myosin complex.
GAGCCGGGCUCCCUCCCGGUGACGCGACGUGGCCCCGCCCCGCGCUGGACCGCGGAGGUAGUUGCACCUGAGAGCUCAAGCGGCCUGGGGAUUCCCGUGCCCCCUCCCCAUCUUCCUGAUUCCCGCACCGGCCCCGCACCGGCCGGCGGCCCCAGACCAUGGCCGCGGUGACCUUGUCCGUGCCUGGGCGGAAGGCGGCCCCCAGGCCCAGCCCCGUGCCAGAGGCCGCCCAGCCGUACCUGUUCACGCCCCGUGGGCCGGGCGUGGGUGGCGGGCCCGGGGGCGCGGGCACCUCGCCGCAGGUGGAGUGGACGGCGCGGCGCCUGGUGUGGGUGCCUUCGGAGCUGCACGGGUUCGAGGCGGCGGCGCUGCGGGACGAGGGCGAGGAGGAGGCCGAGGUGGAGCUGGCGGAGAGCGGGCGGCGGCUGCGGCUGCCGCGGGACCAGAUCCAGCGCAUGAACCCGCCCAAGUUCAGCAAGGCGGAGGACAUGGCCGACCUCACGUGUCUCAACGAGGCCUCGGUGCUGCACAACCUCCGGGAGCGAUACUACUCGGGCCUCAUCUACACGUACUCUGGCCUUUUCUGUGUGGUCAUCAAUCCAUACAAGCAACUUCCCAUCUAUACGGAGGCCAUUGUGGAGAUGUACCGGGGCAAGAAGCGCCAUGAAGUACCACCCCACGUGUAUGCGGUGACAGAGGGGGCCUACCGAAGCAUGCUCCAGGAUCGUGAAGAUCAGUCCAUUCUCUGCACUGGGGAGUCCGGGGCUGGGAAGACAGAAAACACCAAGAAGGUCAUCCAGUACCUCGCCCACGUGGCAUCGUCCCCAAAGGGCAGGAAGGAGCCAGGCGUACCGGCUGCCAUCACCGUGUCUUAUGGUGAGCUGGAGCGCCAGCUUCUUCAGGCCAACCCCAUCCUAGAGGCCUUCGGCAAUGCCAAGACAGUGAAGAAUGACAACUCUUCCCGAUUUGGCAAAUUCAUCCGCAUCAACUUUGACGUGGCCGGGUACAUCGUGGGCGCCAACAUCGAGACCUACCUGCUGGAGAAGUCGAGGGCCAUCCGCCAAGCCAAGGACGAGUGCAGCUUCCACAUCUUCUACCAGCUGCUGGGAGGCGCGGGAGAGCAGCUCAAGGCUGACCUCCUCCUGGAGCCUUGCUCCCACUACCGCUUCCUGACCAACGGGUCGUCGUCCCCUCCCGGCCAGGAGCGGGAACUCUUCCACGAGACUCUGGAGUCGCUGAGGGUCCUGGGAUUCACCCCGGAGGAAAUCACCUCCAUGCUGCGGAUGGUCUCGGCUGUUCUCCAGUUUGGCAACAUCGUCCUGAAGAGAGAACGGAACAAUGAUCAAGCCUCCAUGCCUGACAACACAGCCGCACAGAAGCUGUGCCGCCUCCUGGGACUAGGGGUGACGGAUUUCUCCCGCGCCCUGCUCACCCCCCGCAUCAAAGUCGGCCGAGACUAUGUGCAGAAAGCGCAGACCAAGGAACAGGCCGACUUCGCGCUGGAGGCCCUGGCCAAGGCCACCUACGAGCGCCUCUUCCGCUGGCUGGUCUUGCGCCUCAACCGUGCCCUGGACCGCAGUCCCCGCCAGGGCGCCUCCUUCCUCGGCAUCCUGGACAUCGCCGGCUUCGAGAUCUUCCAGCUGAACUCCUUCGAGCAGCUGUGCAUCAACUACACCAACGAGAAGCUGCAGCAGCUCUUCAACCACACGAUGUUCGUGCUGGAGCAGGAGGAGUACCAGCGCGAGGGCAUCCCCUGGACCUUCCUGGACUUCGGCCUCGACCUGCAGCCCUGCAUCGACCUCAUCGAGCGGCCGGUGAGCUAACCCCCUGGACUCCUGGCCCUGCUGGACGAAGAGUGCUGGUUCCCGAAGGCCACGGACAAGUCCUUCGUCGAGAAGGUGGCGCAGGAGCAAGGAGGCCACCCCAAGUUCCAGCGGCCGAGGAACCUGCGGGACCAGGCCGACUUCAGUGUCCUGCACUAUGCGGGCAAGGUCGACUACAAGGCCAAUGAGUGGCUGAUGAAAAACAUGGACCCUCUGAACGACAACGUCGCAGCCCUGCUUCACCAGAGCACAGACCGGCUAACGGCAGAGAUCUGGAAAGAUGAACACGGGGGCUUCCAGCAAUUCCCUUUCCUUGGCUCCUUCCCACCGUCACCCCCAGGAUCUUCAGGGAGGCGCGGCUCUGCCAUUUCUCCGUCAGGGGUGGAGGGCAUCGUGGGGCUGGAGCAGGUGAGCAGCCUUGGGGAUGGCCCACCCGGCGCGCCCCGCCGGGGCAUGUUCCGAACAGUGGGACAGCUCUACAAGGAGUCCCUGAGCCGCCUCAUGGCCACACUCAGCAACACCAACCCCAGCUUCGUCCGCUGUAUCAUCCCCAACCAUGAGAAGAGGGCCGGGAAGCUGGAGCCUCGGCUGGUGCUGGACCAGCUGCGCUGCAAUGGGGUCCUGGAGGGCAUCCGCAUCUGCCGCCAGGGCUUCCCCAACCGCAUCCUCUUCCAGGAGUUCCGGCAGCGGUACGAGAUCCUGACGCCCAAUGCCAUCCCCAAGGGCUUUAUGGAUGGGAAACAGGCCUGCGAGAAGAUGAUCCAGGCCCUCGAACUGGACCCCAACCUCUACCGUGUGGGACAGAGCAAGAUCUUCUUCCGGGCAGGGGUCCUGGCCCAGCUGGAAGAGGAACGGGACCUGAAGGUCACAGACAUCAUCGUGUCCUUCCAGGCAGCUGCCCGGGGUUACCUAGCUCGCAGAGCCUUCCAGAAGCGGCAGCAGCAGCAGAGUGCCCUGAGGGUCAUGCAGCGGAACUGUGCGGCUUACCUCAAGCUGAGACACUGGCAGUGGUGGCGGCUCUUCAUCAAGGUGAAGCCGCUGCUGCAGGUGACGCGGCAGGAUGAGGUGCUGCAGGCGCGGGCCCAGGAGCUCCAGAAGGUGCAGGAGCUGCAGCAGCAGAGCGCCCGCGAGGUGGGCGAGCUCCAGGGCCGCCUGGCGCAGCUGGAAGAGGAGCGCACCCGCCUAGCAGAGCAACUGCGGGCAGAGGCAGAGCUGUGUGCCGAGGCCGAGGAGACGCGCGGGCGGCUGGCAGCCCGCAAGCAGGAGCUGGAGCUGGUGGUGUCGGAGCUGGAGGCCCGCGUGGGCGAGGAGGAGGAGUGCAGCCGCCAGCUGCAAACCGAGAAGAAGAGACUGCAGCAGCAUAUACAGGAGCUGGAGAACCACCUUGAGGCAGAGGAAGGGGCACGGCAGAAGCUGCAGCUGGAGAAGGUGACCACGGAGGCCAAGCUGAAGAAAUUUGAGGAAGAUCUGGUACUCUUAGAAGAUCAGAAUGCCAAGCUGAGCAAGGAGCGGAGGCUGCUGGAGGAGCGUCUGGCCGAGUUCUCGUCGCAGGCGGCGGAGGAGGAGGAGAAGAUCAAGAGCCUCAAUAAGCUUCGACUCAAAUACGAGGCCACGAUUGCGGACAUGGAGGACCGCCUGCGGAAGGAGGAGAAGGGCCGCCAGGAGCUGGAGAAGCUGAAGCGGCGGCUGGACGGGGAGAGCUCGGAGCUGCAGGAGCAGAUGGCCGAGCAGCAGCAGCGCGCGGAGGAGCUGCGGGCCCAGCUGGGCCGCAAGGAAGUGGAACUGCAGGCCGCCCUGGCCAGGGCAGAGGAGGAAGGCGGGGCCCGGGCCCAGCUGCUCAAAUCCCUGCGGGAGGCGCAAGCAGGGCUGGCCGAGGCCCAGGAGGACCUGGAGACCGAGCGGGCGGCCAGGGCCAAGGCAGAGAAGCAGCGCAGGGACCUGGGCGAGGAGCUGGAGGCGCUACGGAGCGAGCUGGAGGACACGCUGGAUUCCACCAACGCGCAGCAGGAGCUCCGGUCCAAGAGGGAGCAGGAGGUGACGGAGUUGAAGAAGGCUCUGGAGGAGGAGACGCGUGUUCACGAAGUGGCGGUGCAGGAGCUGAGACAGCGCCACGGCCAGGCCCUGGGAGAGCUGGCCGAACAGCUGGAACAGGCCCGGAGGAGCAAAGGUACGUGGGAGAAGACCCGGAUGGCCCUGGAGGCCGAGGUGUCUGAGCUACGGGCGGAGCUGAGCAGCCUGCAGACCUCGCGUCAGGAGGGCGAGCAGCGCAGGCGCCGCCUGGAGUCCCAGCUGCAGGAGGUGCAGGGCCGGGCCGGCGACGGGGAGCGGGCGCGAGCAGAGGCUACAGAGAAGCUGCAGCGAGCCCAGGCUGAACUGGAGAACGUGUCUGGGGCCCUGAGUGAGGCCGAGUCCAGAGCCAUCCGGCUGAGCAAGGAGUUGAGCAGCACGGAGGCCCAGCUUCACGACGCCCAGGAGCUGCUGCAAGAGGAGACCAGGGCGAAGCUGGCCUUGGGGUCCCGGGUGCGAGGCCUGGAGGCCGAGGUGGCGGGGCUGCGGGAGCAGCUGGACGAGGAAGCCGUCGCCAGGGAGCGGGCGGGCCGGGAGCUGCAGACCGCCCAGGCCCAGCUCUCGGAGUGGCGGCGCCGCCAGGAGGAGGAAGCGGGCGCGCUGGAGGCCGGCGAGGAGGCGCGGCGGCGGGCGGCGCGCGAGGCCGAGGCCCUGACCCAGCGCCUGGCGGAAAAGACGGAGGCGGCGGAGCGGCUGGAGCGGGGCCGUCGCCGGCUGCAGCAGGAGCUGGACGACGCCACCGUGGACCUGGAACAACAGCGGCAGCUCGUGAGCACGUUGGAGAAGAAGCAGCGCAAGUUCGACCAGCUCCUGGCAGAGGAGAAGGCGGCCGUACUACGGGCGGUGGAGGAGCGUGAGCGGGUCGAGGCGGAGGGCCGGGAGCGCGAGGCUCGGACCCUGUCCCUGACCCGGGCCCUGGAGGAGGAGCAGGAGGCGCGGGAGGAGCUGGAGCGGCAGAACCGAGCCCUGCGGGCAGAGAUGGAGGCCCUGCUGAGCAGCAAGGAUGACGUUGGCAAGAAUGUGCAUGAGAUGGAGCGAGCCCGCCGGGUGGCAGAACAGACAGUCAGCGACCUGCGAACGCAGGUGACGGAGCUGGAGGAUGAACUGACGGCGGCUGAGGACGCCAAGCUGCGCCUGGAAGUGACCGUGCAGGCUCUCAAGGCCCAGCACGAACGUGACCUGCAGGGCCGUGACGAGGUUGGCGAGGAGAGGCGGCGGCAGCUGGCCAAGCAGCUGAGGGAUGCCGAGGUGGAGCGGGACGAGGAGCGCAAGCAGCGCACCCAGGCCGUGGCCGCCCGGAAGAAGCUGGAGGUGGAGCUGGAGGACUUGAAAGCCCAGAACGCUGCCGCCGCGCAGGGCAAGGAGGACGCGGUGAAGCAGCUUCGCAAGAUGCAGGCCCAGAUGAAGGAGCUGUGGCGGGAGGUGGAGGAGUCACGCACUUCGCGGGAGGAAAUCUUUGCCCAGAACCGGGAGAGUGAGAAGCGCCUCAAGGCGCUGGAGGCGGAGGUGCUGCGGCUGCAGGAGGAACUGGCCGCCUCAGAUCGUGCCCGGCGGCAGGUCCAGCAGGAGCGGGACGAGAUGGCAGACGAGGUGGCCAACGGCAGCCUUAGCAAGGCAGCCAUUCUGGAGGAGAAGCGGCAGCUGGAGGGGCGCCUGGGGCAAAUGGAAGAGGAACUCGAGGAGGAGCAGAGCAACGCCGAGCUGCUGGGCGACCGCUACCGCAAGCUGCUCCUGCAGGUGGACUCGCUGACUACAGAGUUGUCAGCCGAGCGCAGUUUCUCAGCCAAGGCGGAGAGCGGGCGGCAGCAGCUGGAGCGACAGAUCCAAGAGCUCCGGGGGCGCCUGGGUGAGGAGGACGCCGGGGCCCGGGCCCGCCAGAAGAUGAUCAUUGCCGCCCUUGAGUCUAAACUGUCCCAGGCUGAGGAGCAGCUGGAGCAGGAGAGCAGGGAGCGCAUCCUCUCCGGCAAGCUGGUGCGCAGGGCUGAGAAGCGGCUUAAAGAGGUGGUGCUCCAGGUGGAGGAGGAGCGGAGGGUGGCCGACCAGCUCCGGGACCAGGUGGAGAAGGGCAACCUUCGGGUGAAACAGCUAAAGCGACAGCUGGAGGAAGCCGAGGAGGAGGCGUCCCGGGCGCAGGCGGUCCGCCGGCGGCUGCAGCACGAGCUGGAAGAUGUCACAGAGUCCUCGGAGGCCAUGAACCGCGAGUUGAACGCGCUGAGGAACCGGCUCCGACGCGGCCCCCUCACCCUCACCACCCGCAAGGUGCGCCAGGUCUUCCGACUGGAGGAGGGCGUGCCAUUGGAGGAGGAGAUGGAGGAGGAGGAGGCCGGGUCUGGGCCGCCACCCCCGGAGCCUGACGAGCCCCCGGCGGCGGCGCCCCAGCCCCAGUGACCCCGCCCUGCCCCCAGCUUUGGCCCCUCCCUCCCUGGCCCCUGGUCCCUCGGGGCGCCUGUCCCGGGAACCCAACCUCUGGCUUCUUGCACUUUGAAAAUGGUGCCAGCCUUUGGCACUAUAGCACUUACCAACCCCAUGUGAGGGGGCAGGGGCUGAGACCCAUGGACCCCUAAACACAGGGGAGCAGGGGAGCAGGGCAACGUGGAGGAGGGCUUUCGCUUGGAAGGAAAUCCGGGAGCAGUUAGCAAGCUGUGGCCCCAUAGGGCUCCCCUCCCUCCUUAAGCUGUUAAUGAUCUUUAUAAGCACGGGAGCAUGGCUCCCCUGUCCUCGGAAGCCAGGGUUCCCAUUCGCCUCCCCCUCUCUCCCCCCUCUUCCCCUCCUCCUCUCCACUCUCCACUGACCCCGGAACUUCUGAGCGACAGCAGCCGGAGCCCCAAGUCUCCACCAACCUUUGACCCUUGCAGAGGGGCGGGAGAAGGGAACCCCCCAUCACCCCCUCUCCUCCCCCAUGUGUUCCGCCCCCCCCCCCCUUCUGGUUGCUCUUGUGUGAUCACAAUUAGGUUUGGAGUUUCCUGUGGGGGCUGGAGGAGGCCCCAUAUCCUCCCAGCCUCCAGGCUCUGGCAGAAAUAAACUCCCACCCCAACUGGA